AGUUGCUAAUGGUCAGAUCACCGUGUAUGUCUGGAAAGUUAGGGUCAAUUUAUUCAAAAGUUAUAUUAAGAAAUGAAGAAACCGCCGAAUGUUGACGGAGGAGAAGAGCCGUUUAAUGAUGGUGAUGAACGGAGUUCAGCAUCUGCGAAGAAAACUCGGGGAAAGAAAGUGCUAGCUCGCGUAAAACUGCUGGAUGGGAAAACGCAGAGCUAUUCGGUCAAGAAGCGAUGUACUGGGGAGGAUUUGCUAUCUGUUGUUGCCGAUUCUUUGAACUUAAUGGAAAAAGACUAUUUCGGCUUGAGUUUUCGGAAUGCGCAUGGAUCGCGUUCUUGGCUGAACUUCGGCGAAAGGAUUUCAAAACAAAUGCGAGGCAAGCCCUGGGAAUUCGCGUUGGGAAUCAAAUUCUAUCCUCCCGACCCCGAAAACCUUCACGAAGAUCUCACACGAUAUCUGCUUUGUCUGCAAGUAUACGACGAUCUUCAAUCCGGAAAGGGCCUAGCUCCAUCUGAAGCUGACGGAAAAUUUUUGCAAGUUGCGAAAAAAUUGGCUAUGUAUGGCAUUCAUUUUCAUCCAGCCAAAGAUGUGCAAAAUGCUGACGUUAUUCUUGGGAUUAGUGCCCAUGGAUUACAAGUUUUUCAGAACAGGCUAAGGAUCAAGCGGUUUGCUUGGCCGAACAUUUUAAAAGUUUCCUCGCAUCGCAACAAGGUUUUCGUCAAGAUUCGACCAGGGGCACUGGAAAUGUAUCAGUCCACUGUCGAAUACGAAUUUCCAGAUUCCGAGUCCGCGAAGAAUUUCUGGACAACGUGCGUGCUAUGCCUCUACAAUAGCUAA
Notodromas monacha is the source of this 831-nucleotide messenger RNA. Lineage: Eukaryota; Metazoa; Arthropoda; Ostracoda; Podocopida; Cyprididae. The record is from the annotation of a GenBank genome assembly.